This is a messenger RNA of Fonticula alba, 6338 nucleotides long. RefSeq lists its product as hypothetical. The record is from RefSeq and is a predicted model, not a curated record. The transcript has 16 exons. Gene Ontology annotation, molecular function: GTPase activity; GTP binding; ATP hydrolysis activity. Gene Ontology annotation, cellular component: cytoplasm. Lineage: Eukaryota; Rotosphaerida; Fonticulaceae. Bases 1 to 6138 code for a protein of 2045 amino acids.
AUGUCUCGCCUGUUGCGCUGUAUGGCCACGUCCGCCGCCCGGCAUGCGGCCGGCCGUCGAUGCCCCGCGCCGGGGGUCCUCCCUGCGGGCCUGCUCCAGGCGCCCAGCCCGCCGGGGCUGCCGGCCGUGGCGAUGCCGGGCUUGCUCCGCACGGCGCCGGUCGCCCGACUGUCCUCCUGUGCCCCGCCCGCGGGCGACGCUCCGGCCCGCUGCUCGGCGACCGGGCUCCUGCUUGUGCCGGAGCCGGAGGAACGCGCGCGCAUGGCCGCGGCGGCGGCCACCGCCGCCGGGCUGGACCCGGUGCAGACGGACUUCUUCCUGCGCCUGGCUGCCGGCGAGCGGGCCGCCCUGGCCCGUGUCAUCACGCAGCUGGAGAGCUCGCGCCCGGUGGACCGCCAGCGGGCGCAUGCCAUUGUCGACGCGGCUGCGCGUCUCACACAAGAGCUGCCGCCGGCCUUCCGCCUGGGCAUCAGCGGUGCCCCGGGCGCCGGCAAGUCCACCCUGAUCGAGGCCCUCGGCCUGCACAUUGUCCGCCGUGGCCUGCGCCUGGCGGUCCUGGCCAUCGACCCGUCCAGCCCGCGGCACGGCGGGUCCAUCCUCGGCGACGCGACUCGCAUGUCCGGCCUGUCGGCGCACCCGCUGGCCUAUGUGCGGCCGAGCCCCACGCGCGGGGCCCUCGGCGGCCUCGGCCCGCGCACCUCCGACGCGGUGACCCUGUGCGAGGCGGCCGGCUACGAUGUGGUCCUCAUCGAGACCGUGGGCGCCGGGCAGAAUGAGGCCCAUGCGGCCGACGCGGUGGAUGUCCUGGCCAUGGCCCUCGGCCCCGGGCAUGGGGAUCGCCUGCAGGCCCUCAAGCGCGGCCUGGCCGAGCUGUCGCACAUCAUCGUGGCCACCAAGGCCGACGGGCAUCUGGCCACGGCGGCCAUGGCGUCGGCUUCCGAUGCGGCGGCUGCGCUGGAAAUCUCCGGCCGGGUGGAGCGCCACGGGGCGUGCUCCGGGGCCGACAUGGACGCCGGGCCGGCCGACGCCGGCCGGCCCUUCGACCCCCGGCCGCCGGUGGAGCCGCCCCUGCCGCCCAUCGGCAGCCCGGAGGCCGGCUCCAUUGUCCUGCCGCCGCUGCCGCUGCCCGGGGACCAUUCCCCCUGGAAGCGCGUGCCCGUGGUCACGGUCUCCUCCGUGCGCUACCACUCGGACUAUGCCUCGCGGCUGAGCGACAGCGACGGCGCGGCCGCCGCGCACGCGGCCGCCCAGCAGCCCGGCCCGGCCGGCCCCACGGCCGGCCCGCAGGUCAGCCCCCUGGAUCGGCCCGGGACUUUCGCCGGGCCGCCGAAGAACCGCGUCGACGAGUUCGGCGUGGCCACCCCGUCGGCCGGCCUGUCCGACGCCGAUGGCGGCAUCUCCCGGCUGUGGAGUACCCUCGGCCAGCUGCGCGCCGAGCUGAUGGUUGGCCACCGCCUGGCCGAGCGCCGCGCGGCCCAGCGCGAGCGUGUCUUUUGGCGCGAGGUUGUCGACGGUGUCGCCGUGGCGAUGGUGGCCGGCCCCCGGGCAGCCGGUCCCCGGCCGGGUAGUCCCUUUGGCUCUGGGGCCUCGUCCCUUUCGGCCGGACCCGGGACCGGUGCCGAGCCGUCGCCCUUCUCCCCAAGCAAUGCGGCCAUCGCGGCGGUAAGCUCCGGUCCGGCUGCCUUCGGGGCCUUCGGCUCGGCGCCGCAAGCCCCGGCCGCGGCUCUGCCAGGCAGCUCGACCGGCCCGCCGGCCAUGGUCCCCGCCCCGGCAGCCACGCAGGCCCCCCCGUCCUCAUCGCCUCCCCCCCCGGUCCAACGGGUGCAACUCCACUUCCAGCCCAGAAGCCCGAGCCUUCCCGCUCCUGCCGUUGCUCCGGCAGUCAGUUCGCCCACCGGGACUCCUGCUGCUGCUGCUGCCGCCCCUGCUGCUUCUCUCAGGCCGGGCGCCACUGCAUCGCCGGCGGCCACCACCUCAUCACAGCGGAUCCCACCGCCAGCCUUGCCCCACCGGCACCCGACUUCGGGCCGGCCGGCGGCCACCGACGGCAUGGCCGGCCUUUCGCUGGAGCAGAUGCCGCAGCUCAGUAACUUCGAGAUCCCGCUGGCCCUCUUCUCGCCGGCCGGGCAGCUCAACGCCCGGACAUACGACCAGGCCAUGGAGACCUACUCCCGGUCGGCGGCCGGGAAGGUGAGCUGCGACCCGCGCACCCUGCGCGGGCUGGCCCUCUCGGCCGAUUAUCUGUCCUCGUGCGUGGUGGAUCUGCCGGUCACCGUGCGUCCAGGCCAGCAGCAGGAGCUCCUGAUCAACGGGCCGGCCGGCCCGCUGGAGCACCUGCCUCCGGCCGAUGACCUGGCCAUCACGGCCCGCUCGCUGCCCUUCAACAUGGCGGCCCCGGGCAACCCGUACCUCCCGCCGGGGACCCCCCCGGCCGAGGUGGACUCCCUGCUGGCCCGGUGCAACUUCUACCUGGUGGAGUUCCUGGACUAUGUGUUCUAUCGCGUCCGGGCCCUGGUCAAUGCCCUCAUCCACACGCAGGUGCCCUGCACCAACUGCCCGCCCGGCGGGGGCUCCUCCCUGGCUCAGACCCGGGGCAGCCUGGCCGUCACCAUCCCGGCCCUCGAACGGGCCACCCGCAUCCUGGUCCUGGUGUUCCACCUGUCGCAGACGCCCUCCAUCGAGCCGACCCUGACGGCCGACCGGUCCAAGAUCAAUUCCCUCCUGUCCUCCUCGCUGGCGCAGCUGGACGACUGGUAUGCCGCCUACCGGACGCUGGUCAGUGGCGAGGGCCGUGUGGCGGCCGAUGACGACCCGCUGCUCCGCUGUGAGGGCGAGUUCAAGGCCCUUCUGAUCCUCUACGGCCUGCCCGAUAACAUCAUCCCCCUGGUGCCGGAUCGGCUGCUUUCCCACCCGCUGGUCAAGCGGUCCAUUGCCUUCACCUACGCCCAGGCGGCCGGCGAUGCGGCUUCCAUGCUCAACCACUUCCGCGCGGCGCCCUACUUCCAGGCGGUGCUGAUGAUGCGUUUCCUGCCACGCGCGCGCUUCGACCACCUGCGCACCCUCAGCCACUUCCUCAGCCGCUGUCGCAGCAACGGUCCGAGUGACGUCGCCAUCAAUACCACCUCCCCCCUGCCGAGCUUCUACGGCCAGCAGCCCGCCCCCAAGGUGACCCUCAUUCCGGUGGAGGUGCUGGCCGGGUUCUACUGCUUCGCCAGCCCGGCCGAGUGCUGCCACUUCCUGGCCACUCUCGGCUACACCAUUCGGCGGGUUUCCCCGGCGGACGCCAGUGCCAUGACCCUGCCGGCCAUCAUCCCGGCGGACUUCCUCCCGGCCACGUAUUCCGGCUUGGUGGCGGAAAUCCCCCAGCUGCAGGUUGUUUAUACCCCAGGCCCCACUCUGGCCAAUAUGAGGUCCUGGCACACCUCGACCACCAUGGGCCUGCUCCAGGCCCAGCCGCUGUCGGUGCUGAUCGAGGGCCAGUCCAUCCGGUCGCUGCCGGUCGCCCCGCCGGCCAUCGACGAUCCGACCAUCCGGCCGGAGCCCUAUGUCCCGGCGUCGGAAAAUGCCCCCAGGCCCGAGCGUGCCAGCAGGUCCCGCCGCUUGGGGGGGCUCACUCUGCCGGACGGGGACCCGCCCGGCGGCGGUGCGGCCCUGGCAGGCGCCUCCGCCACCGGGCCCGCGCCCCCGGCCGCCAACGUGCGCACCCUGUCCCAAAAGUUCCGCCAGCAAAUCCCGCCACACGCUGGGUCAUCGGCAGGCACCGUGUCGUCGCGCCGGGAGCCCGCCUCUACCUCGACCACCGGGGCCCAGCCGCCGGCCCCCUUCAGCCCGGGUGACACGCCGUUUGGCAGCAGCAGCAGCAGCAGCAGCAGCAGCAGCAGCAGCAGCAGCAGCAGCAUGCCCAUGGCCCGGCCCUCGGCGGGGGCCGGCUCGCCGGAGCUGGGCACCACCUUGUCGCCCUUUUCCGUUGGGCCGGGCAGCCCGGGCCCGGCGGCCGCCAUGGCCCCGGUCAAGGCCGAAGCACCCAGCCCCUUUGUCUUUGGCUCCGGCCCAGGCAUCAAGGCUCCCGUCGCAUCGAGCCCCGCAUUUCCCCCGGCCCCCGCGGCCGCACCGCCCGGCCCCUCCGCCAGCUCCGCGACGCCGGCCACCCGGGCGCCCUUUUUGGCUCCCACCGCCGUCGUCGCCGCCGCCGCCGCCGCCGCCGGCGGCCCGGUGGCAUCCUUCAUGCCCGAGCUGCCGGCCGCCCGCCAGACUCAGCCGGCUGCCCGGCCGACUGCCGGCCCCGACUCGGCUGCCUCGCAUCCAUUUGGCUUUGGCCCCGCCCCGGUGACGGCCUCGGCCACGGGGUUCGUCUUCGCGCCGCAGCCGGCCACCGCGCGUACCGACCGGCCGCCCACCCUCCAGCCACAGCCGCAGCUACAGCAGCCGCAGUUGCAGCCGCGGCCCCCGUUGCCACGGUCCCAGCCGCCUGAGGCGCACUCGCAGCCGCCGGCCCGGCAGCCGAAGCGCCCGAUCGCGGAAUCGCCCCGGCCGGAGGACGACACCCCGCCGGGGGAAUUCCUCUUCCGCCGGCGGGGCCCGGCUGCCUCGGCGCCAGCGCCCCCGCCCCCGAAGGAGCCAGCCCUGUCGCCGGAGGAGCUGGCGGCGUAUCGCGCGCGGGCGCUGGCCGCCCGGCGCGACGUGCUGGCCCGGCGAGCCGUGCGCCAGUGGCGCGCCCUCGUCCGGCAGCGGCGCCUCCUCCGCCGGUCCCUUGAUGCCUGGGCCCGGGCCAUCGCCCGGCGUCGGGCCUUGGCCGCCCGGGUGCUGGCCCAGUGGCGGGCCUUUGUCGAGUUUGCCGCCUGGCGCCGGGACCGAGCCCUGUCCACGAUGCAGGCCUGCGCGGCGGGCCCGGCCCCGCUGCACUUCGCCCGGGCGGCCGCCCACCUCCGUCCAUCCGCGCGGGGCGCCGCCGCCGCCGCCGCCGCCGCCGCCCCUGCCACUCUGGACUUUGGGGACCUGCUCCUGCACACUCCCCUCGGCGCACGCCUCCUCCAGCUUCAAACCCCAGCAGCGCCGGCCCCUCCGGCGCUGACCGCCACCCAGCGCCGCCUAUUGGCCGCCGGCGCGGCCGACCCGCUUGCCACGCCCCCGGCACACGCCUUCACCCUGCUCGACAUGCUGCUGAAGCUCUUCGACCGGGUCCGGCUCCCGGCGGCCCUGGGGCCGCAGCUGUCGGGCCCCGCGCCCCGGGCCCACGACCCGGCCCUCGUCGCCGAGGCCUCAUGGGGCGAUCUCGGCCGUGCGGUUCUCAUCCGCAUGGUUCGCCUGCUGCGGAGCACCCUGCGCGCCCUGGCAUUCGAGGACCACCUCCUGUCGCCGGAGGCCAGGUCGCUGUUGCGCGGCGACGCCGAGUCCAUCCUCCCGUUUUUGUACUUUGACGGGCCCGGCGAGGUCUUUGACAGCCGGGAGAGUCCGAUCUCGGCCACCCUGCUGCUGGAGCGCACCGCCUCGAUCCAACGCUGCACGAUCAACGCCACGGUGCUCCUGUCCCACCAAGUGGAGGUCCUCCGCCUGGGGACCAAGUCGCUGCUGGCGGCCGACAUGCUGACUACCGGCCGGGGCGCGGCGGAUCGGCUCCGGCGCGAGGCGCUCCCCGCCCGGGCAGCCUGCCAGCGCCUGCUGACCGACGCCGCGGCCGCCGGAGCCGUCUUCCCCUUCCUGCAGUACAUGUAUCUCCUGCUGGAGUACACGGCCCUUGGGGACAUUGCCCUCCGGUCGCCGGACGUCCAUGGCCCCCUCGCGGCUGGGGAUGCGGAAAAGUGCCUGCUCAACAAUCUGGCCCACAUGUUCCUCACACACCCGGCCCUGGGGCCCAUGCUGGCCGAUGUGCGCGAUGCCGUUCGGCGCUUGUAUGCGGCCUCGGGCCCCAGGCCCCGGGCCGGCCCGUCGACCCGCGCGCGGCCCUCCCACGGGCCCGAGCACCCGGAUCCGAAGCGCGCGCGGUGCGCACCGUCUGCCCCGGCAGGCGAGGUCGCCGGGACAUUCGCCCAGCCCUCCGAGCCCUGGGCCCGGCCCCUGGCCGCCGGGCCGCCGGGCCCGGUUUGCACCCCCUCCUCAGCGGCGCGUCUCAUCGACCGGGCCCGGAGCCUCUUCCUCUGAUUGACUGGGCCUUGCCCUGCCGGAGCCCGCCGCGCCUGCCCACUCUCUUCACAUAGACCUUGCUGCCAGCCCAGACCGGAGCACGCCCGCACACCGGCGCGGGGCAUUCGCGCCCACACCCAUGUAUACACAAGCACAUGAAUACAGUUGCGCGUCCCUGCACACAAGUACACAUACACACAUACGCACGCACGCACACA